Molecule: messenger RNA, 1095 nt
Organism: Anneissia japonica
Lineage: Eukaryota; Metazoa; Echinodermata; Crinoidea; Comatulida; Comatulidae
Exons: 4
Coding region: 326-760 (144 amino acids)
Source: RefSeq, a predicted model, not a curated record
CAUGUCUAAGUCAAUAAAGAAGAAACGUGCAGCAGCAGCCAAAAGAAGGGAGUGUGCCGAGCUACAACCAUGGAUAAAGUCUAUUGGAAAUCAUUUUUGGUAGUGUUCUGACUCAUGUAAUGGAGAUGCAAUUGAACUUAAGGAACGCUGGUUGUCCAUAGUACGUCACAUUGUAGACAAGCAUGAAUGUAAUGUGGCUACCAAGUACCAUAAAUGUGACCACCCUAAACUUACAGAGGAUCGUAAAACAGCAUGGCUUAAACCCGGGUCUGCUUCACAUAAAGCAGUUCAGGGUAUUGUCACAAAUAAGCUACUCCUUCGAGACAUGGAAAAGAUCACAGAAUUUUGUCACACCGGUGACUUGGAGGUAUUUCACAACGUCCUUCUGAAAUAUGUUCCAAAAAGAAUUGCUUUUCGUUACGAGGGUACAGUUGCCAGGACAGUUUUAGCAGCAUUGGAUAACAACACAAAUGUAGGCCGCAAACAGGCAACCACUAUUAGUGGCGAAAAAAGGUGGAAAUUACAGCGGUCCAAAGCAAGCCAUCAAUUUGUAGUUAAAAAAAUCAAUGAUCCAAAGGAAUUUACAUUUCGGACAGACCUGUUGAAUGCUACUUUGGACAUGCAUAAAAGUGGAUCAGAAACAGAACAAUCAGCAAUCAAAAUCCCAGUUUUGGCAAGAAACUCAAUUGGAAGGGGCGAAAAACCAUUCAAAACAGAAGCUAUUGAAGGUCUUAUUAGCAGACUUGGAAAAAAUGAAUAGAUUAAAAUUUAUGUAAAGCGCCUAUGUGAUCUGUGAUCAGGCGCUAUAUAGAUAUAGUUAUUAUUAUUAUUAUUGUUAUUAUUAUUAUUAAUAAUAAUAUUAUAUUAAUAAUGCCAUGGUUCGAUUUUAAAAAGAUAUUGAAAAGGGAUGUACAGUAGAACCCCUCAUUUAUGUACGGCACGGGCCCAGAGCCGUUCGUAAAUGUGGGAAUUCGUAAAAUCGGGGUUGACCCAAAUUCCUAUGUAUUUCCACUGGUACUAUACUGGGACAUUUUUACCUUCUUAAAUACCUAGAUUGUGGAUUUUACUCCCAACACAACUUCCAUAGAUACGUGU